UUGGUUCAGGCCCGGAUUCUUAGGGUUACCGGCGAGUUCUGCGGCAGACCGCACGGGCGCUGCGUGACCGGUUCGGUGCCUUUUUUCUGCGCGGCGAUGCCAUGUUCGCCAGGUCGCGAUGGCCGCCGUGGCCCUCCAUUGCCUCCAUCGCGUGGACCCAGCUGAUUGGCUGGCUCAGGCCUCUGAGGCAUGGUCGACCCUUGGCCCAGGCCCCCAAGCCGAGGUUGGUCGGCCAGCUACUUGCCGGCUGGGGAGGCGUCGCCCUGGCGGGUCGGGUGCCGUUGACCGCCAAGGAGGCCUCGCUCUACGAGGUGCUGGGUGUGGAGCGGAAUGCCAGCGAACAAGAGAUCAAGAAGGCGUACAAGCGAGCGGCUGUGAAGUUCCAUCCGGACAAGGUGAGGCCGAUGGAGACGUCGCUCCAAUCCACUUGGCUGCCAUGUGGGGAGACGAUCGUGCCGUGCUGUUUCUCCUCCUAAAUGGUGCCGACCACCAGGAAGUGACGGCUGAAGGCCAAUCUGCCUUGGAUCUCGCGCAUUUGGCCAACAAAUCCGGGUCACAUGACCCAGUCAUCGCUCUGCUGGAAGGUCCUAGGUUGGGAGAGGAGGCCUUGCCGGACUACCUGCUAGCGCCCGAAGAAUCCGAUGAGGAUGAGUUGCUGGCGGAGCUGUCAGAUUGAGAAGACGAGUGCUAGAUAUGAAGAGAGGUAGAGGCUCCAGCUACGGUUUUUCAUUU
Durusdinium trenchii is the source of this 732-nucleotide messenger RNA. The record is from the annotation of a GenBank genome assembly. NCBI's taxonomy places the organism in Eukaryota, Dinophyceae, Suessiales, Symbiodiniaceae.